Messenger RNA from Pterocles gutturalis (yellow-throated sandgrouse), 839 nucleotides. Its product is annotated as aspartyl/asparaginyl beta-hydroxylase-like. Gene Ontology annotation, biological process: peptidyl-aspartic acid hydroxylation. Gene Ontology annotation, cellular component: endoplasmic reticulum; membrane. The record is from RefSeq and is a predicted model, not a curated record. The transcript is spliced from 5 exons. The annotation marks the transcript as partial. Gene Ontology annotation, molecular function: peptidyl-aspartic acid 3-dioxygenase activity. NCBI's taxonomy places the organism in Eukaryota, Metazoa, Chordata, Aves, Pterocliformes, Pteroclidae.
UGGUAGGAGGAGUGAGUGAAUUUGAUUGUCGUCAGAACUGGAUUGCCAUAUGAGUUCUGAAAAGCGUUUGGCUCCUGAGGAUAGCUGCUCUAAAAAUAGGCUUGGAGGAGAGGUUUCUCUUGGGUCCAGUUUCGUGCUCCAGCUGAGCUGGCUUUAGGAAACUUGUUUGCUCCUGUUGCAAGACUACAGUGAGGAUAAAUAAUUUCUUAUUCUGCCUGCAACGUUCCUUUUUGGAGAUACCGACACAUUCGCUCUGUCUGUGGAAAUCGAGCCCUAAUGUUAUGGCUGACGACACAGAGAGUAAGCAUGGAGGAGGCAGGAAUGGAAAGAAAGAAGGCCUCUCUGGAAGCUCGUUCUUCACCUGGUUUAUGGUAAUUGCUUUGCUGGGAGUUUGGACGUCAGUAGCAGUUGUCUGGUUUGAACUUGUAGAUUAUGAAGAAGUUCUAGGCAAGCUUGGGAUAUAUGAUGCUGACGGAGAUGGAGAUUUUGAUGUGGAAGAUGCUAAAGUAUUGCUAGGUGAGGAGCCAGGAGGGGUAGCCAAGAAAAAAACUAAAGUCAAAGUAAAAGAAGCUGUCAAAGAACCGCUCAAGAAAUUAAGGGAGAAGCAGGAACCCAAGAAGGAGGAAAUCAAAGAUGAGGAAGAAAAAAAGAAAGCCAGGAAAGGAAAAGAUGCUACAGAUCGAAAGGACAAGAAAGCUGUUGACGUGAAUAAAGUAAAGAAAGAUCCUGACAAGGCUAAAAGAGACAGAGGGAAGGAAAAGGAAAAAGGCCUAGAGAAAAAUGUAAAGUCCAAGGAGACUACCAAAAAAUCAGCAAAUGGAAAGGAUGGUGCUAUUCAG